AUGCCCGACGACGAGAAAAAAUUAGCCCAUAUCCGCAAUAUUGGUAUCAUGGCCCACAUUGAUGCUGGUAAAACUACUACCACUGAACGCAUACUUUAUCACAGUGGAAAAAUCCAUAAAAUUGGCGAAGUUCACGAAGGCAAAGCCCAAAUGGACUUUAUGGAUCAAGAGCAGGAACGGGGAAUUACUAUCCAGUCAGCUGCCACUACUGUUUAUUGGCAAGAACACCAGAUAAAUAUUAUUGAUACUCCCGGCCACGUAGAUUUCACCGCUGAGGUAGAAAGGUCUUUGCGGGUUCUUGACGGCGGAAUAGUAGUUUUAGACGGAAAAAAAGGAGUCGAAGCCCAAACCGAGACUGUUUGGCGCCAAGCUAAAAAAUAUAAAAUUCCGCGCUUAAUUUUUAUUAAUAAAAUGGAUGGGGUUGACAACGUGGAAAAAUUUGCUGAGAAUUUAAAAAGCGUUCGGGAGAAACUUAAUGCCAACCCGUUGCCAGUACAGUUUCCGAUUGGAGCUGGCCGGGAAUUAGAAGGGGUAGUGGAUAUAAUAGAACAGAAAGCUUAUUACUGCCAAAUGGGCGAUAAAGAAGAGAAGUAUCAAAUAAAAGAAAUUCCACCAAAUUUAUUAGAAAAAACCAAAAAAUAUCGUCAAGAAUUACUCGAAAAAAUAAUUGAGCAAGACGAGGAACUAGCAGCGAAAUAUUUAGAAGGUGGGGAGCUAUCGGUUGCAGAAAUUAAAAAAUUACUUCGCCAAGCCACUCUCACUGGUAAGUAUUUCCCGGUCUUCUGUGGUUCAGCCUAUAAGUACGUAGGUGUAAAAUUAGUUUUGAAUGGGGUAGUUGAUUAUUUGCCUUCCCCGUUAGAUAUAGCCGAAAUACCUGUUUUCUCACCACAGAAUAAAGAUAAAACAGGAGCAGUAAACUGUCAAAGCCCCCUGCCCUGUUUAGCUUUGGCUUUCAAAAUUAUGGUUGAUAAUUACAAUAAUAAACUAACUUUUUUUCGGGUUUACGCGGGAGAGGUACUAGCCAACUCCUAUAUCUAUAAUGUUAACCAAGGUAAAGAAGAAAGAGUUAGUCGCUUAGUAAGAAUGCAUGCCAACAACAAAGAAGAAAUUAAAAAAGUGGGAGUGGGGGAUAUUGCCGCUGCUAUCGGGCUGGAAAGUACCGUUACCGGGGACACAUUUGGUGAAAAAAGUAAUCCCUUACUCCUCGAAACAAUCGAUUUUGCGGAACCGGUAAUUUCCCAAGCCAUUGAGCCCAAGACUAAUGAAGACAAGGAUAAAUUACGAGAUGCUUUGGGAAAAUUGAAAGUCCAAGACCCCAGUUUUAAGUAUUGGAUAGAUAGGGAAACCGGCCAAAUGAUUAUUGCCGGCAUGGGGGAAUUACACCUGGAAGUUUCCAUGGAAAGAUUAAGGAGAGAAUAUAAAUUAGAAAUUGAAAGUAAACAACGCAAAGUAUCUUACCGAGAAACUAUUACUAAAAAACUGGAAAAUGUGGAAGGAGAAUAUAAAAAACAAACCGGAGGAAGUGGACAUUUUGCCCGCGUCAAGCUCACUUUUGAACCGAAUAAGGGUAAAGGUUUUGAGUUUGUAGAUGCCAAAAAAGGUCAGGAGAUGUCUAAUAAAGAUGCCGAAGAGGUAAAGGAAGGAAUGGAAGAAGCCAUGUCAUCCGGUUUACUCUUGAACUAUCCCUUACUCGACGUUAAAGUCACUCUACUGGAAGGAAAAAGACACAUGGUCGAUACCAAGCCUGGUGAUUUCAAAAAUGCCGCCAUUUUAGCUUUUCGGGGCGAUAAAGUGGAAGAAAAAGAAAAAAGGAUCCGAGAAUUAGGAGUAGUUUUAUUGGAGCCAAUUAUGCAGGUAGAAGUAGUAGUUCCCAAAGACUAUAUGGGUGAUAUUUUGGCUAACCUUAGCUCACGUCGUACCCUAAUCGAAAACACCGAGGAAAAGGAAGGAGAAAGUUAUAUUAGUGGCAAAACUCCGCUCAAAGAAAUACUUAACUACUCUACUGUCUUACGCCAAUUAACCAAAGGUCGUGAAUGGUUAGAUAAGAAUUGUCCUGAUCAUAGUAACAGGAAUAUUCCUAACAUAAAAAAAAUUGUCACUGAUGAGCCGUUUGAAGACCUGGCUGAUUUUUCAAUGUUUAUUGAUUUAGAGGAAUUAGAACUGGUUUCAGCACCUGAUAUUUUUUUGGGUUCUGGGAUAAAUACAAAACUUAAAAGUUUAAAAUUGAAAAAUAGUUCCUCCUUUGUUGUCGAAGUUGAAAUAGAAGAUGAUUAUGAUUUACAAAAAAAAGCCGAAGAA
Molecule: messenger RNA, 2298 nt
Organism: Ambispora gerdemannii
Lineage: Eukaryota; Fungi; Glomeromycota; Glomeromycetes; Archaeosporales; Ambisporaceae
Source: the annotation of a GenBank genome assembly